UUAGUUUGAUUUCAUCCAGAGUACUAGGAGGAAGUCUUAGUUUACAUUUACAAAAUAAUAAUCUACAUUAAUAUGGACAAAAAUAUGCUAUUUUGAGAGUCUUGGCUAUUGAAGGAUGAAUAUAAUAAACGGCAAAUUGCAAACAAUUUUGUCAGCGAAUACGAUGAUGAUGAUGAUGAUUUGUCAUCGAAUUCGAUGAUGAUGAUGAUGAUGAUGAUUUCUGAAUCAGAGCUCUGUUUUUUCUCAAGAAAACUUUUGUAGCUGUGAUUUUUUCUCAGGGUAUUGAGAUUGAUGUGAUGGAUUGCAUCAUAAUGAUAAUGGCAUAGACAGUGUAAUAGUGUAUUCGUUGACAUUGCAACUUAUGUAUUUCUUUCGUCGCGUGUGAAAAGUGUUCACUGUUGGUGAUCUAGAUUAUGGAACUCUUGUGUGAGUUGAAUUCUCAGAAGUAUUGGGGUUUUUCCAUUCUAUAAGUGGACCCUAUAAUUGUAUCUCUUCGUAAUUUUUGAAAACAAAAAUUGAGCUUGUGAGGGAUUGGAGGCCAACCACGUUUAUUCGGACGCCCCAAGAUUGAGCUCAGCUGUGGCACAACUGACCCCUAAUUCGCUGCGGGAUUACGCCAAAUUCACCCAGUUCUGAUAGCAAUAAGAGGGAGGGGUUGCCCUGCGGUUUGGGUAGCUUUCAGUGGGCGAACAUGGGGUGCGGUUGUUUCACUAUCACUCAAAGCAGAAGCAGAAGCAACGGGUACAGGAAAGCAUUCAAAGAAUAUGAUGUGGUUCCUGUUAGUAAUUCGGUGGCAUCAUCAGAGAAGGAUUUGCUUGAAAUUGAGAGAGUUGAGCAAAAGUUCAGAAGUAGCACAAAAGUUCAGCCAUCCGUGAAAGAGCUGGUCAAUGAUAAGAAAGUACGCAGACUUCCUCCUGUGAAAGAGACGCACAUUCUGAUUCACAACGAGGAUUUUGAAGGAAAUAAGAUGAUCAACGAGUAUGUUCGUGAAUGCAAAAUUGGGAGUGGAAGUUACUGUAAAGUUGUUCUCCACCGUGGUAAUAAGGAUGGAAACCUGUAUGCAGUCAAGAUAUUUCGUAAGUCUCGGCUAGGCAAAAUUCGUGCAUCUCAUUCUGGAAAUGCAAUGUCAAAAGUUUUAACAGAGGUAUCUAUUUUGAAGCAAGUGGAUCAUCCUAAUAUUGUGAAGUUAAUUGAAGUGAUUGAUGAUCCCGAUAGUGAUCGGUUUUACAUGGUAUUAGAAUACAUGGAGAGAGGGUGGAUUUUUAAAGGUUCAGGUCCUUCUGGUGGAAUUGGAGAGGGUAUUGCUCGUAAGUACUUUCAGGAUAUUGUUGCUGGACUUAAGCAUCUUCACAGUAAUAAUAUUGUGCAUGGGGAUAUCAAGCCAGAAAACCUUCUUGUUAGCAGCGAUGGAAGUGUAAAAAUCUGCGAUUUUAGUGAAAGCUGUAAAUUUGAGGAUAACAAUGAUGAAUUAAAAAGGUCUGCCGGUACACCUGUGUUCACUGCUCCUGAAUGCAGUCAAGGCUUUCUAUAUCAUGGAAAAGUAGCCGACAUAUGGGCUUUGGGCAUUACUCUUUAUUGUAUGGUGUUAGGACAGUUCCCGUUCAUUGGAGAAACUUUACGAGAGACAUUUCAUAAGAUAGUAAACCAUCCAAUGGUUGUACCGGACAAUUUUAACACUGACCUUGCAGACCUCCUGAAUGGUCUUCUUUGUAAAGACCCGAUGAGGAGAAUUUCCCUAGAUGAAGCUAUGAGGCAUCCAUGGGUGGUCAAAGGAUAUGGGCAUUUAAUUUCAAGGGAAUGAAGGAUUAUAUGAUGGAAACAAGUUUACAAGAUUUUAAUGGGAGUAUACCAUAUUCCUUACUGCAGCAAUGCCCUCCUUUAUUCAUAGUCUUCUGUGCAAUUAUACGGUCACUUUGUGCUGAGUGCACAUAUACCAUGUUCUGCGUUUGACAUCACAGAGUGCAAGUAGAGAAUCUUCAAAUUUGAAGAUCCAAAUUCUAGCCAUGAGCCAUAUGUGGCCUUGGCUUUCUUGAAGUUUGGAUUGCAGUCUGAAGAAUUCAGACUAAUGCCUGUCUCUGCAGCAAAUCGCUUCCAUCAAGUUUUGGUUUGCAUAUAAAGUCUUCUAUUCUGUUCAUUCAGGUAGUGGAAAACACAAACUAGUUCAAGUGGUAACAAUGUCAACUCCAUGGGCCAUGUUUGUCUUGUCCUUGAAGAAAUAUGAUGUUGAGGGAUUUAUGAUUUUGCCUCAAAAACACUGCCGUUUGUCGUCAAAAGGAAAGUUAUGUUCAGAGACUUUUCAUACAAAAAUAGCUAUAUAUGAUUAAUCCAUGAACAAUUUAUGUUUCAGAUACAUGGCAAUUAUUAAUUUUAUAUUUUGGUUCUCGGUGUCAAGAUUUUGUACCAUUGUAUGGUUGCAAGUUGCAACUUGUACUGUAGGUUGAUGCAAUGGCGUUGACGUUGAAAAUGAAGAUUAUAUAAAAUUCCUGCUCGAUUA
Messenger RNA from Cryptomeria japonica (Japanese cedar), 2494 nucleotides. RefSeq names its product serine/threonine-protein kinase GRIK2. The record is from RefSeq and is a predicted model, not a curated record. Gene Ontology annotation, molecular function: protein serine/threonine kinase activity; ATP binding. Lineage: Eukaryota; Viridiplantae; Streptophyta; Pinopsida; Cupressales; Cupressaceae. Gene Ontology annotation, biological process: protein phosphorylation; intracellular signal transduction. Bases 692 to 1801 code for a protein of 369 amino acids. The transcript is spliced from 12 exons. Gene Ontology annotation, cellular component: cytoplasm.